AAAAGCAGCACAACGCAGAGCAUCGCGAGAUCUCGCGAGAACCGUGUGGUACUUGGCGUUUAAUCUCGCGAGAGUUCGAGUGCAUUCGGAAAGGAAUCACCGAAAGAUGGCGGCUCCGCCUGAUGAGGGGAGUUUAGAGUCUCGCAUCAACAAAGCGACCAACCCUCUGAACAGAGAGACCGACUGGGACAGCAUUAAAGCUUUCUGUGAGCAGCUCAGCAAUGACCCAGAAGGUCCACAGCUUGCAACCAGGCUUUUGGCUCACAAGAUCCAGUCACCUCAGGAAUGGGAAGCCAUGCAGGCCCUCACGGUUCUGGAGACAUGUAUGAAGAACUGCGGGAAGAGGUUCCAUAAUGAAGUGGGGAAGUUCCGCUUUCUCAACGAGCUCAUCAAGGUGGUUUCUCCAAAAUAUCUGGGCUCUCGAGCUCCAGAACCCGUGAAGAAGAAAGUACUAGAAAUGAUGUACAGUUGGACAGUCGGGUUUCCCGAAGAGACCAAAAUAUCUGACGCCUAUCAGAUGCUGAAGAAACAAGGUAUUGUGAAACAGGACCCUGCUCUUCCGGAUGAUAAGCCCCUCCCUCCUCCACCUCCCAGACCCAAGAACGCCAUCUUUGAGGAUGAAGAGAAAUCGAAGAUGCUAUCACGCUUGCUCAACAGCACUCACCCGGAAGACCUUAGAGCAGCAAACAAACUUAUUAAGGAAAUGGUACAGGAGGAUCAAAAGCGCAUGGAGAAGGUGUCGAAGAGAGUAAACGCUAUUCAGGAAGUGAAGGAGAGCGUCAAGCUGCUUACACAGCUACUAGCAGACUACAACAAAGACACUAGCUCGAACGACAACGAGGAGCUAAUUAAGGAUUUGUACCAACGCUGUGAGAAAAUGAGGCCCACCCUGUUCAGACUGGCCAGUGACACAGAAGACAAUGAUGAAGCUCUAGCGGAGAUCCUGCAGGCCAAUGACAGUCUGACGGAGGUGAUUAACCUCUAUAGGCAGCUUGUGAAGGGAGAGGAGGUGAAUGGAGACAGCAGCACUAUGCCAACACUUACGGGCAAACGUGCAGCCCUGUUGGACCUCACUGGACUGGACACAUCACCUUCAGUUCCCACUUUCCCAGAUUUCCCCUCUCAGCUCACACCGUCACAUGAGCUAGGCAUCAGUCUGCUGGAUGAUGAACUCAUGUCUCUGGGGCUAACUGACAACACUCCUAGUUCUACUCUGGCUUCCUCCCAGUCUGGUGAUGCCUCUACAUGGAACUCAUUCCAGACUUCAGAUACUGUAGACACUCCCAUCCCCCCAGUACCAGCCACCAUGCUGUUGCCAUCGGUUACUCCUAACCCAGGGCCUGUUAGUGCCCCCACUGCCACGGUUAAGGCCCUGGAUGAUCUGGACAUGUUGGGGAAGACUCUGCUACAGCAGUCUCUGCCCCCUGAGAGCCUGCAGGUCAAAUGGGACAAACUUCAGCCUCAGUCCAAGCCCACCCUGCGUGAUCUACAGAGCAAGUCAAAUACAAACCCAAGUCCUAUCCUAGUAUAUUCCUCUGAGCCUGGUAAUAUCCUGAACUCGCAGCACAACAGCGAGGCUCCUGCAUUGAGCAUCGGCCCUGCUUCCACUCCUCAGGAUGAGAUCUCUCUGGUUAAUGUCACUGUGGCCCUGGAAUCCAUUAAGCCUAGUAGCAUGUUGCCUGUGACUAUCUUCGACAAACACAGCUUGCGUGUCCUGUUGCACUUUGCGCGUGAGAGUCCUCCGUCUCGGCCCGACGUUCUGGUGGUCAUCCUCUCUAUGCUGUCGUCCGCUCCCAUACCCAUCACAAACGUCCGCUUCCAGGCUGCCGUUCCCAAGACAAUGAGGGUGAAACUACAGCCACCGUCUGGAACGGACCUGCCAGCAUUCAACCCCAUUCUCCCGCCUGCUGCGAUUACACAAGUCCUGCUGCUGGCCAACCCUCAAAAGGAAAAGGUUCGGUUGCGGUACAAGCUAACAUACGAUUUAGCUGACGAGUCCCAUGAUGAGAGCGGAGACAUUGAACAGUUCCCACCUCCAGACUCCUGGGGGAACCUUUAGCACAUAGAGUGACGAAGUAAUCGUGCCUGUGAUAAGAUGAAACGAUGGGAAUCAUGAAAAUAAAUUUGUCUGGCGGUCAAAAGGCAGAAGAAAUGCUGCAGCCACCCGAUCAUGCUCCAGGCUACACCUCCUGAAGUCGUACACACCACCCUGAUUUCCUCCCGAGUCUGACUGUAAAUAGUAUACGUAUUGCAAUUAUGUACAUUUGCCAAAAUUGAAAAACUACAAAGAUCAAAUAAGUAUGGAAGAGUAUGGAGUAGUGCAAAUAUGUAUUUAAGGGAAAUAAAGUUAUUCUUUUUC
Tachysurus fulvidraco (yellow catfish) is the source of this 2359-nucleotide messenger RNA. It is a transcript of the gene gga1, whose product is annotated as golgi-associated, gamma adaptin ear containing, ARF binding protein 1. The coding region runs from base 107 to 2059 and encodes 650 amino acids. Gene Ontology annotation, cellular component: trans-Golgi network. The transcript has 18 exons. NCBI's taxonomy places the organism in Eukaryota, Metazoa, Chordata, Actinopteri, Siluriformes, Bagridae. Gene Ontology annotation, biological process: intracellular protein transport; vesicle-mediated transport. Gene Ontology annotation, molecular function: small GTPase binding; ubiquitin binding; phosphatidylinositol binding. The record is from RefSeq and is a predicted model, not a curated record.